This is a messenger RNA of Impatiens glandulifera, 2185 nucleotides long. RefSeq names its product probable tRNA (guanine(26)-N(2))-dimethyltransferase 2. Gene Ontology annotation, cellular component: nucleus. The record is from RefSeq and is a predicted model, not a curated record. Gene Ontology annotation, biological process: tRNA N2-guanine methylation. Lineage: Eukaryota; Viridiplantae; Streptophyta; Magnoliopsida; Ericales; Balsaminaceae. Gene Ontology annotation, molecular function: RNA binding. Bases 163 to 1989 code for a protein of 608 amino acids. The transcript has 12 exons.
UCCUCCCUCCCUCCCUCCUUUGUCGCGUAACUGGUGAAGUUAAGUUGGGAAGACUGUAUUGUAUUUAUUAAGUCUGUCUCGCGGCGCUACUAGUUGAGAGGGAAGGAAAACGCUUCAAUCAGAUUGUUUGUGAGCGGAGACACACACACACACACACGAGAUAUGGGCGAAAUAGGGGAAGAAAAGAAGACUAACAUCGACUUACUUUCGUCGGAUCUCAAUGACUAUACCAUUAUCAAGGAAGGCGAGGCUGAAAUCCUGAUGCACACCAAAAAUGAAGUCUUUUACAACAAGGCUCAGGUUAAUAAUCGAGAUAUGUCUAUUGCUGUUCUGAGGACAUUCAUUUCGAAGCGUAAAGAAGAGCAUGAAGUUAUGAUGUCCAAAAGAGAAAAGAAAGGUAAAAAGGUAUUAAGUGAGCAUGCUUCCAAAUCUGCUGCUCAGGAUGACAAUUGCAACGGUGUUCAUGAAGAUGCCGAUGGGGAAUCUCUAGUUAAACAUUCUAACAUCGCAGCAGAAGAACCAGUUCAACCAUCAGGGGGGGAGCUCUGUGCAGAAGUAAAGCCAGCAAGAAUUCUUGAGGCACUAUCUGCUUCUGGAUUAAGGGCGUUGAGAUACGCACGUGAAGUGGAAGGGAUUGGACAAGUAGUGGCUCUUGACAAUGAUAAAUUGUCCGUAGAAGCAUGCAGAAGAAAUAUUAAACUCAACGGUUCUGUAGCUUCUGCAAAAGUUGAAUCUCAUCUGGCUGAUGCUAGGGUUUACAUGCUCACUCACGAAAAGGAGUUUGAUAUGGUUGAUCUUGAUCCUUAUGGUUCACCUUCUGUGUUCCUGGACUCUGCUGUUCAAUCAGUUGUUGAUGGUGGAAUGCUGAUGUGCACUGCCACCGAUAUGGCUGUGCUCUGUGGGAACAGUGGUGAGGUUUGCUAUUCCAAAUAUGGUGCAUAUCCAUUAAAGGGGAAAUAUUGUCAUGAGAUGGCUUUGAGGAUACUUCUGGCCUGCAUUGAGAGCCAUGCAAAUCGGUAUAAGAGGUAUAUUGUGCCAGUCCUGUCUGUCAUGAUGGAUUUUUAUGUUCGGGUGUUUGUUCGAGUUUACACUUCUGCAAAUGCAAUGAAGAACACACCCCUUAAGCUCUCAUAUGUCUAUCAAUGCAUUGGAUGUGAUUCUUUUCAUCUUCAACCGAUUGGGAGAAUGAUUUCUAAGAAUACUAGUGUUCGAUAUCUACCUGGAUUUGGUCCUGUUGUUCCUCAAGAGUGCACCCAUUGUGGGAAGAAGUUCAACAUGGGUGGACCUAUAUGGUCUGCUCCCAUCCAUGAUCAGGAAUGGGUGAAUUCUAUGUUGGCAGAUGUGAUAUCAAGAAAAGAGUUAUACCCUGCUUAUCAACGAAUCUCUGCUGUGUUAACAACAGUUUCCGAGGAACUGCAUGAUGUUCCACUGUUCAUUAGUCUGCAUACUCUAUGUGCAACUCUAAAAUGCAUUUCUCCUUCAGCUGUUAUGUUCCGUUCUGCAGUCAUAAAUGCUGGAUAUCGUAUAUCAGGAACACAUGUGAACCCGUUAGGCCUUAAAUCAGAUGCUCCAAUGGAAGUCAUCUGGGACAUAAUGCGCUGUUGGGUAUUGGAACAUCCAGUGAAAUCUCAACCAUCAGAUCAAUCAGGAACAGUUAUCCUUUCCAAAAAUCCAGUUAUUACGGCUAAUUUUGCUAGGACUGGUGGAUCUCUGAGCAAAGCUCAAACCAAGAAAGUUGCAAGGUUCCUUCCUAAUCCAGAGAAGCACUGGGGACCAAAGCUGAGGGCGGGUCGACAGGUCACUAGUAAACACGUGUCCCUUCUUGGUCCAGUGGCACUGAAUGCAAUAAUUAACAAAGAACAGGAAGGUGGAGAGGAAGUCGAGGAAGCUCAAAUCAAUGACAAUGAAGAACAUGAAAAUGAAGAAGUUGCCGAACCUCAAGCCAAGAAGCUUAAGAAGACAGAAGGUCCCUCUGCACCAGUUUCAUGAACUAAGCUCUAAGGCUUUUAUUUAUCUCAUUCUCUUUCUUCUUACACACUUAUAUUUAUUCAUCAUUUUUGUUUUGUUUCAUUUCUAGAUCAGCACUCUUUUGGAUUGUUUUAGUUUGUUUAUUUGCCUGUCUAUAUAAAUUGCUACAAUUUUGAUCAGCCUUUGGUGCUUUGUUAUGGUUUUUUCAGAUGGGAAU